Molecule: messenger RNA, 4045 nt
Organism: Delphinapterus leucas (beluga whale)
Lineage: Eukaryota; Metazoa; Chordata; Mammalia; Artiodactyla; Monodontidae
Gene: DNAJA4
Product: DnaJ heat shock protein family (Hsp40) member A4
Biological process (GO): protein folding; response to heat
Molecular function (GO): Hsp70 protein binding; ATP binding
Source: RefSeq, a predicted model, not a curated record
GCACGAACCCGUGUCCCCUGCAUCGGCAGGCGGACUCUCAACCACUGCGCCACCAGGGAAGCCCUACUGUAACUUUUAGUUUGAAUAAUAGAUUUUUAAGUUAAAAAAUCAUAAAAGAGAGCAUAACAGUGCAGAAAAUUUCAGAAUAUUGAGGAAAACCCACCAAGUACACAUCACUCUAACUGCUGUCCCUGUGUUUCUUUCCAGGCUUUCUCCAGGGUGAUUGUACAUGGUCAUCCUGGCACACAGGGUUUUUUUUUUUCCUCGCUACUGAAUAUUUUAUAGUAAAUACUUUCCCCAGUUGCUACAUAGUCUCCAAAGCCAUUUUUCCAGCUGCGUAAUGAUCUUAUUAAAGGAACUGUGGCACAUUAUUACAGUCUGAAAGGUGAGCUGGUCAGAGUACUAGUCUCCAACUGUGAGAUGGGUGAGGGUCAGGCAGGGACUGAAUUAGACUCUGGAGUGCUGAGACCCCACCCCCACCCCCAGGGUAGUGGGAGUCCCGCCCCUUUGUGAGGUCUGGCCUCUGGUUGAAUGCUCCAAGUGACAGGGCAUUACUUUUCCUUUUUAGAUCAAUCAUCCCGUUCUGCUAAGUGCAAAAGUCUUUCAAUUAUCCAGAGUGUUUCUAAUGGACAUUCUCUUGAAGCAUGUUUACCUAGUACAGACAGGCCCAGAGACUCCCUGGGGGCAGCCUGGCCUGGUUGUUUUCUGAUCUUCCUUACCGGGCACCUAAUCCCUACACCUUAUUUUCCUUCUGUGGAAAGGAGUGGUGGUGAACGAUACCUACUUCUUUACAGAAAUGGUGGGAGAAUCAACGCACCAAAAGACCUAACUACCUUGAGUAUGAUUCUGAUGUCUCUAAGACAGUUUUUUAAAUUACCCAGUUGUUAGCUAUUAUUUAUUAGGUAUCAUUUAUUAUUUAUUAGUUACUCAUUAGAUCUCUAUUGGGGAUCUGUAGUACAAGAGAAAAACUAGUGUCUGUCAGUUUCCAUAUUUGUAUAUUCAAAGUACUUUUUUUUUCCUGUAUGUUCUGUACUUUUUUUUUUCUUCCUAAACCAUUCCCCUGGAGGGCGAAGACCCUAUCUCACUUCUUCAUUUCUCAAUUCCCAGAAUUGAGCCAUUCAUAUAACAAGUAUUUACCAGGUACCUUCUACAGGCCAGACAGUGUUCUAGGUUUGGGGAUAUGGCAGUGGACAAAGCUGACCUAACCACCUGUCCUCAUGGAGCUGACACUGCAGUGGGGACACCAUCCCAGCAUUUAAGCUCAUAUCCCAGGCAUAUGAAGUGCUUUCAGAUCCAAAGAAAAGGGACAUUUAUGACCAGGGCGGCGAGCAGGCAAUUAAGGAAGGAGGCUCAGGCAGCCCCAGCUUCUCUUCCCCCAUGGACAUCUUUGACAUGUUCUUUGGUGGCGGAGGACGGAUGGCUAGAGAGAGAAGAGGCAAGAACGUUGUACAUCAGUUGUCUGUAACGCUGGAAGAUUUGUAUAAUGGAGUCACAAAGAAAUUGGCGCUCCAGAAAAAUGUAAUUUGUGAGAAAUGUGAAGGCGUUGGUGGGAAGAAGGGAUCUGUGGAGAAGUGCCCAGUGUGCAAGGGGCGAGGGAUGCAGAUUCACAUCCAGCAGAUCGGGCCGGGCAUGGUGCAGCAGAUCCAGACCGUGUGCAUCGAGUGCAAGGGCCAGGGCGAGCGCAUCAACCCCAAGGACCGCUGUGAAAGCUGCAGUGGUGCCAAGGUCAUCCGAGAGAAGAAGAUUAUCGAGGUGCACGUGGAAAAAGGUAUGAAAGAUGGGCAAAAGAUACUGUUUCAUGGAGAAGGAGAUCAGGAGCCUGAGCUGGAGCCUGGUGAUGUCAUAAUUGUGCUUGAUCAGAAGGAUCAUAGUGUCUUUCAGAGACGAGGCCAUGACUUGAUCAUGAAAAUGAAAAUUCAGCUUUCUGAAGCCCUUUGUGGCUUCAAGAAGAUGAUAAAAACACUGGAUGAUCGAGUCCUUAUUAUUACAUCCAAAUCAGGUGAGGUGGUAAAGCACGGGGACCUGAAAUGUGUGCGUAAUGAAGGAAUGCCAAUCUACAAAGCACCCCUGGAGAAAGGGGCUCUGAUCAUACAGUUUUUAGUUAUUUUUCCUGAAAAACACUGGCUGUCUCAAGACAACCUUCUCCAGCUGGAAGCUCUGCUCCCUCCUCGACAGAAAGUCAGGAUUACAGAUGACAUGGAUCAGGUGGAGCUGAAGGAGUUUAAUCCCAAUGAGCAGAACUGGCGCCAGCACAGGGAGGCCUACGAGGAGGAUGAUGACGGGCCCCGGGCCGGAGUGCAGUGCCAGACGGCAUGAUGUGGCCCGGUGCAGCGUGGCCCGGCCGGACUAGCACGUGAUGAAUGUAAAGUUGGCACAAUGAAAAUGGCAUCGCUUUAAUGGCCUCGUGUUUGGGGUGUCCUGUGUAUGUGUUCAGCAUUCUCAACUGCUGAGUGUCCUUUUGGUUUUUCUUUUUUUUUCUUUUGGUUGUAACUUAAGUUAUAGCUUAAUUUAUAUUUAAAUGUUUUAAGUGUAAAUCACUCUAGUCUGCAUAUGGAAUCUGUUUAUUUACAUUUUCAGGAUAUUUUUGAGAUGCCAGUGACCGCACUGACACUUUGUGCUUCUAGUGGCUUUGCCAUAGUUCAGUUCCACCAAUAAAGCACAGCCCAGAUGACAGCCCCCUAGCAAACCUCCAGGCAUGAAGUGGGUGACCUGGCCCAAGUCUAGCUCUGCGGUUUCUUCCCCUCCCCACCUCCCUCAUAAUGGCAGUUACUGAGGGUAUGAUCUCAGGGCUGCUCAUGUGACAUUUCUGAAUCUAGAUUCUAGAUGCUUCUCCUCAAGAAUAAAAGCACAUCUGUGGGUUGGGCUUGGCUGCAGUGCCUGGUUCACGCUGAGUGGGCUUCAGGGCCAACUUGGUUCCUACUGUCCUGUGCCCUUGAAUGCUUGGAACGGGGUGUGUGUCUGAUCAUCUCUCUUGGAAGCUUCCUGAACCUUCCAGGCCUUGCGGUGAGGACAAACCAGUGUUUUAAAUGAAACGCUGAUAAAACUGUUUGCCUGCGCCCUCCGCACCUUGUUUUUUGUUGUUUUAUUUUCUGUUGACAGCCUUUGCAGUGCUCUCCCACCAAAGUGCUUACUUGUAAAGAUAACGAAACCAUCCAUGUCCGCAGCAGCCUCAGUGCAACGGAAUCCAAGGGAGAUGCUGGUGGUUCAGCCCUGUGGCACAGCCAGCUUCCCUGUCUGACCAGUGAUCCUGGAUGACUUGAGGGUCUGGAAAGGCACCACCUCAUUCUCCCAGAUUGAACUCCCUUCCAAAGGAUGGUUCCUCUCCUUGCACAGCCAUAUCACAAAGGGCUUCCUGCUCAAGGGAUAAUAAUGUUUUAGUGAGAACUGAAGUUCUACUCUGGACCGCAGUCUGUAUGGACUACCACUGUAAAUGCUAACUUGUUGGGAGGGAUAUUAUUCAUUAACUCCUGGCAGGUAGACUACAAUUUAAAUUUAGGGUUACCUCAACCUUUAGCCAUUACUGCUCCUUUCCUUCCCACAACAGUCAUGAAGAAAAACUCCUGCCUUCUAAGCUGCUGGGUUAAAGCAGAGGCCACUUUUCAGAUCCACCCUUAUUGGUUAUACAGUAUCUGAGAGUUUGACUCAGACCAGGGACCUCCCCAGGAGGGCCAAAGGGUAGAUGAGACCCAUGGCAGGUAGUUCCAGCGGAUGGACCAGGCUCCAGCUGGCUAGUGGGUGGGCAUAAUUUGCUCAAAAUAGGUAUAGAAAGAGCCCACCUGUCCCACUUUGAUCAGGAAAGACAUAAAACCUAUUCUUCCAACUAAGCCUAUAUGAAAAUCAAUUGACGAAUGGACCACAACUCCAGGGUGAUGUUUCUGUGCUGUGACUUCCUAAUAAAUUAUUGCUAGAAAACUGUCUAGUUGAUGAUGAGGCAAAAUUACAUUCAGCUCCUUGUCAUGUAGAGAAUUUGGAGGGUGUUGCUUAAAAUUUAUUCCACCUGUAUAUUUGUCACUUUAAAAUUAAAAUUGAGCUGGUAUGAGAGACA